GGAGCCAUGUUUGUGUGGUGCGAGUGUCUGCGGUGCUGAAGCUUCAGUUCCGAAAACCGAGUUCUGCGUUUUGUGACCUACGUAGGAUCGGAAUCUCGCUGAGAAUAAAGUCCAGCUUUGCGAGUGGCGGACAUUGCAUUUCAAUCACGACCGGUUCUCCGCAACCUCUCUUUGGAAGUUCGCCCGAAAUGAUCGUCUGAGGCGUCAGUCCACAGUGAAGACUUUCUGAACGUAUUUCCAGGAGUGGAGGAGUUCGGAGCGAGGAAAGAUGCGAGCUAUCCUGUUAAUUACUGCCUUGGUGGCGCUGAGCGAGGCUUCGAGCCUCGUCUCCAAGGCUCACGUUCGCAUGUUCUCGUGUGGAAAACUCCAUUAUAGGACGUUCCACUUGGACCAACGACACGAUGCGUUGUAUGUGGGUUCAAUGGAUCGAAUUUUCAAGCUCCCCACAAAGGACAUCAAUCGUACAAGGUGUGACAUGGACUCCCUCGCGCUGAAUCCCCACAACGUGCAGAGUUGCGUUUCGAAAGGCAAGAGCGAGCAAUAUGAAUGUCGGAACCAUAUCAAAGUCAUUCAACCCAUGGGACGGGACCGUCUCUACGUCUGCGGCACCAACGCUCAAAACCCCAAAGAUUGGGUCGUUCAUGCAAACCUAUCGCACAUUCAUGACACGAUCCCGGGAAUCGGGAGCGGCGUAGCGAAGUGUCCCUUCGAUCCCGAUGAUAACUCAACCGCAGUUUGGGUCGAGAAGGGUAACCCAGGCGAUCUUCCUGGGCUCUACUCGGGGACCGUAGCCGAAUUCACGAAAGCCGACACGGUCAUCUUCCGGACCGAUUUGUUUGAUCAGACCACUCGCCAGAAGAAGUAUCACUUCAAAAGAACUAUCAAAUACGAUUCCAAGUGGCUCGACAGGCCGAAUUUCGUGGGCUCCUUCGACAUAGGAGAAUACGUGUACUUCUUCUUCCGUGAGAGCGCCGUCGAGUACAUUAAUUGCGGGAAAUCGGUUUAUUCCCGGGUGGCUCGGAUCUGUAAACGAGACACCGGUGGCAAGAACAUCCUCAACAAGAACUGGGCCACCUACCUGAAGGCCCGUCUCAACUGCUCGAUUCCGGGCGAUUAUCCCUUCUAUUUCAACGAGAUCCAAUCUGUCUACAAGAUCCCCGGAGACGAUCGCAUGUUCUACGCCGUCUUCACUACGCCGAUGAACGGUCUCUACGGAUCAGCUGUGUGCGCGUUCUCGCUCGACUCGAUCAACGAGGUGUUCAACGGCAAGUUCAAAGAACAAGAAACUUCAUCUUCGGCAUGGCUGCCGGUACUCUCGUCGAAGGUUCCAGAACCUCGACCCGGAUCCUGUGUCAACGACACUCAGACCCUUCCUGAUUCCGUGCUCAACUUCAUACGGGGACAUUCGCUCAUGGACUCGGCUGUCGGUCAUUCUGGAGGGCGUCCGGUCUACCAUCGGGCCAACGUUGUGUUCACAUCCCUCGCUGUGCACCGCGAAGAGGUUGAAGGCGUGGAGUACACGAUUCAUUACGCCGGGUCUCGGGAUGGACGUGUUUUCAAACUGGUCCAAGGUAACACAGGGACCCAGCAGCCGUACUCGCAUCUGGUGGACGUUAUGCGCGUCACCGCUCCCGAACCGAUCCGUACGAUGGAGAUUUCCACGAAGCAUCGAGCUCUCUUCGUAGCUUCGGAUUCCGGCGUUGUUCAACUCGACCUGGUCAUGUGUCGUACGCGUCACAAGACUUGCAACCAAUGCGUCCGAGAUCCCUACUGCGGUUGGGAUCCCGAGCAACAAGAGUGUAGACCCUACUCUACUGGAUUCAUCCAAGACGUCGCCGGCGUGAUGCCAUCCGUCUGCGCAGCGUCUCUGAAACGUCGUGAAACUCGCGCUUUCUGGGGUGAAACGAUCCAUCUGGCGACUUGUGUCGACCCGCAGCGUCAUCCUCAGGGGCAGCCCCCGCAAUGGCGUCACAAUGGGGUCGAGAUCGUCAUGGGUCCGCGCAAGUUCCUCACAUGGGACGGAGGAUUGGUCAUCAUGGGGGCAAACCAGCGCGACGCAGGCCGCUACGAGCAGUCUCUGCUCCCUAACGGGGGUCCUAUCUGCGCUCAUAACGUCACUCUCGAUACUCAAACUUGCACGGCUCCCAACGAAGGAGAAUACCGAAAAAUGUACUCUGAAUGGUGCCAUGAAAUGGAGAGAUACAAAACCGCGCGGAAGAGCUGGGAGCAGAAGCAGCAAAAGUGCGCCAACUCGCCGAUAAGCCCGAACGACAUUGCUUUUAACUCUGUCUGAAGGAACUCAACUACUGAUCCGCAAAGGAUGGCCAUCGAUUGGUUUUAUAUCAUGAUCAACAAUUCUACAGAUCAAAGUUCAACUGCGAGAACGAGAGUCUCAACAAUCAAACUUUCAACGACGUGAAAAUCGAAGCCUCCUCGGCCAAAACAAGCGAUGCCAUAUUAGGGCAAUAGGGACCCAUGACCGAAAUCAGUCGCCGGUGAAUUAGUUGACUUUCUGUUGUACUCACGGCAAUACGAAUGUUCCGUGGAGCUGGGAUUUGUCGACGAAAGAACAGAGGACUGAACCAUUCAGGAGCUGUUUGUCUUGGCGUCCAUGAUGCCCUUCGCGAUUUCCUACCGAGCCUCGUAUGCGUCGAUUCUGUCCACUAAUUCCAGCCACAUCGGUCACUCUAGAUAGAUUUAUUCUACCCAUCGAAUCGUAGUUCACUGGACGGAGGAUUCAAGAAUUGAAAUCUCGCCCGAUCGACGGCAUGAACGAAUGCCAACAUCUUGUACAUAAUUCUCAGAGAGCGAGCAAUAUUCAUUUGAUGGGUUCGAAAUCAUUGGCUAAUAUCUAUAUAUUAGGUGAGGCUUCUCUUUUUUAGCACUAGCCAUAGUUAUUGUGAUGGAGAAAAAGCGAGAACAGAAGCGAUUGAUGGUUUCUCAGCCGGUGUAGCGAACCGCGGAGAGCAUGGUUUCUAGUGUAUUGAAAUUCGAGCGCGAUCUCGAUAUGAACUUAAGAACUGUCUUGGUGGAUUUUCAUUUGAAAUAACUUUCUCUGCUGUUUAGGGCAGCAAGGACUUCGCGAAGAUCUCUUCCGCAACGAUCUGAAAAUACCUGAGCUAUGACAUGCAAACUAGUUAUGCUUAGUUUUAAAAUACAUUAUAUAUUAUCGAUAUAUAUUCGAUUCAUUCUCGGCAUACAAACGUGUGUUGUUUUUCUUCUCCUUCCUCCUACCUCGAGCCGGUCGCCAGGAGCCGUACUUGCCUGCGCCACGGAAGUUAGGUCCGGCUUCCGGCCGGCCAUGACCCAAGGAAGCCAUUCCGAUACUGAUCCGAAGGGAACCAUGAACUCUUUGUUUCCGUAGGAAGCGGCCGGCUGUCGGAUCCGAGAUCACGACCUCCAGCUCGAAGGAACGUCAACGUGGCGAUCAGAUCCGCACGUAACGUCCGAA
Messenger RNA from Galendromus occidentalis (western predatory mite), 3451 nucleotides. RefSeq names its product Semaphorin 2a (gene Sema2a). The transcript has 8 exons. Gene Ontology annotation, molecular function: chemorepellent activity; semaphorin receptor binding. Gene Ontology annotation, cellular component: plasma membrane. Bases 269 to 2293 code for a protein of 674 amino acids. Gene Ontology annotation, biological process: axon guidance; semaphorin-plexin signaling pathway; negative chemotaxis. Lineage: Eukaryota; Metazoa; Arthropoda; Arachnida; Mesostigmata; Phytoseiidae. The record is from RefSeq and is a predicted model, not a curated record.